AUGGCAGACCCCGUAUGGUUGGCCAACAAUAACCUCACUUCAGUCUUAUUGAGAGACUCUUUCGGCUCCACUCAUGAGAUCGAUUCAUUGGAUGCAUUUGGACCCGGAUUACAGGCAUUCCUUAUCACUCUGUACUCAUUGACUACAUUUCUAGCGUUUACGGGAAACAGUUUAGUCAUUUUGGUUGAACUUUACGGCAAGAGGUCGGCCAGAAAUCUACGCAAAUUUCUCAUCAAUUUAGCCAUUUCUGACAUUUUGAUUGGUGUCCUAUCGGUUCCCUUCAUUUACACCGACUUUAUGCUCGGUCGUUGGAUUUUCAGUCCUAUUUUGUGUCCGAUCGCACAGUUCGUACAAUUGCUGUCAGUAUUUGUCACAACAUAUACUCUAACGGCUAUUGGAAUUGAAAGAUAUAUCGCAACCCUACACCCCCUGUCCAACACCAACACGUGGUUGCGAUCGCAUUGUAAUCUAAUUCUGGAGAUCGGAUGGCUUUUCGGUGCAACACUCGCCUCAGUGGCUGUUAUUCACACGAAAGCCGUUCCCUUCGACUUCAAGAAUGAGACGUAUUAUGAUUGUCGACAAGACGUCGGAUGGACUGAAAGUGAUGUCAAAGUUUAUAUUGUCUUCUCAUUUGUCUUCACAUUUGUAUUACCAAUGCUUUUCAUAACCAUCUCUUAUGGAGCCAUUGCUAGAAGACUAUUGAAGUGUCCGUUUCUCAACACUUCUUCCGGUGUUUUCUAUGAUAAACGAAACACAGAGUUCAUCAACAAAAUGAAGGCCGAUUUGUUGGAAUUGAUAGCAUCUGUAUUCCGUCGACUCUCGGCCCCACCGACCCGUACAUCAGAAAUAAAGGCCACGUCUUGAACAUCAC
Messenger RNA from Oppiella nova, 871 nucleotides. The record is from the annotation of a GenBank genome assembly. NCBI's taxonomy places the organism in Eukaryota, Metazoa, Arthropoda, Arachnida, Sarcoptiformes, Oppiidae.